GACACUCACCGUCAACCGGGCUGCCACCACAACACAUCCAUCCAUUCAUCAUCAUCCAUCAAAGCUCAGAGUCUGGCUCAUACGAACACUAACUUUUGAACUAGAAAAUCAAACCAUCUGAAUGUUAGUAGAAUCGAAUAUUUCCUAUUUGUGAUCGGAGUAUUUCUUGUUGGUAUUCAACAUGAAUCAAAUGUUUCCAUAAGAUGUUUACAGAAAUUGUUUACACAUGUUCUCUGUUCAUGUUUGUCAAAAGUCUUUCUUUUUUUCAUGAGAACAGAAACUCUGUAGAGAGAUCUUUACAACACUUUACCAUGAUGACUCAUCUAGAGAGCCAGUAGUCAUGUGAAUGACUUCGUUUCCCACAGUGCAUCAGUCCAUUCACCCUGCUGUGUGAACGGUGAAAUGACUGUAGCAGCACAUGUACAGCAGGAAUGAUGGAAAACAUGAAAGCAGACAGCUCAUGGCUGAAGCUACUGAUGAAAACAGGAAACACUUGGGUUUGAAGGGAAUUAGUAAAUGUUGCAACAUAAUGCAGAGUAGAGGAGAGGACACUGGGAAAGAGGAGCUCAGGAGUCGGCAGGAUCGUGGUUACUGAGCCCAAACACACACUGAACACCAGGAAAAAGCACAUGAACUUACAGGGAACCGGGUCGGUUCUGUGUCUUCCUGUUGCAGGUGUGUCCGUGCUGCUGCUCUCUGGACCGACUGUUUCUGCAGAUCCUCAGGUUUCUCUGGAGAUUCCUGCACUUCCUGUGGUGGCAGGAAGUGAUGUCACUCUGCGCUGUAGAAGCAAAGAUCAGGUCGCACCCGAAGCCUUUUUCAUCAGGGAUGGUUCUAAACUUGGAUCUGGACCUGAAGGCCAGUUUACCAUCCGUAACGUCCAGCCGUCUGAUGAAGGUCUCUACUGGUGUUAUUUUGAUCAGACUGAAGAAUCUCCUCGGAGACGGCUGAGCGUCAGAGGAAACUCAGACCCGUCUCCAGGGUUAAAGUCUGGUUUCUGGCCCACUGUCCACUUCCACCAACCACCUCCGUACUCUGACUCUCUAAAGCUGGCGUUCCAGGAUUAGGGUCUUUCCCCACUAAGGGGCUCCCCAGUACGCUACUAACUGAUGCCAACAGAGCUCGACCCUGGGUCCAUAUGUAAAGACCUGGGAGUGAGAAGGUGAUGUCACCACAGACAGGAAACAGUUAGACAAGGACAGAAGAGGCGGAUAACUUCAAAAUAAAACAGGAAGUAACUAAACCCAAAACCACAUCCAGGACAGACAGUUUGAUCACCUGUGUGUGCUGGUCGCUGGGCGGCUGUGUGAACGCAUCGUGCUGAUGUCUCUUUAGACUACUGUUCAGGAAAGCGUUAGUGCUGGAGUGCUGCAGCACAAACGAUGUUCCAGGUGCAUGAACAUGAGGAACUGACACUUUGUUUUGUCUCUGAACAGGAAACUGAAGACGAUCUUCUGGACAGAGUUCAUCUUUUUUAUCUUUCUUAUUAUGAUUUCUACUUAAUCUCUUUAUUUUACUGUUUGUGCAAGUGUAACUGAAACAG
Micropterus dolomieu (smallmouth bass) is the source of this 1543-nucleotide messenger RNA. RefSeq names its product advanced glycosylation end product-specific receptor-like. The coding region runs from base 630 to 1067 and encodes 145 amino acids. The transcript has 3 exons. The record is from RefSeq and is a predicted model, not a curated record. Lineage: Eukaryota; Metazoa; Chordata; Actinopteri; Centrarchiformes; Centrarchidae.